Meyerozyma guilliermondii ATCC 6260 is the source of this 1137-nucleotide messenger RNA. RefSeq names its product E3 ubiquitin-protein ligase (gene RAD18). The transcript has a single exon. NCBI's taxonomy places the organism in Eukaryota, Fungi, Ascomycota, Pichiomycetes, Serinales, Debaryomycetaceae. The record is from RefSeq and is a predicted model, not a curated record. Gene Ontology annotation, molecular function: single-stranded DNA binding; ubiquitin protein ligase activity. Gene Ontology annotation, cellular component: Rad6-Rad18 complex; nucleus. Bases 1 to 1137 code for a protein of 378 amino acids. Gene Ontology annotation, biological process: DNA damage tolerance; protein monoubiquitination.
AUGGAUAAUCCGUUUGCUAAUAAUCUCCAGAACGUGACGGAUCCUUCUGAUUUCAAGUCCACAAAGAUGCCUAAGUUGACCGAACUUGAUGCUCUCCAACGCUGUUUUAUUUGCAAAGAGUUCAUGAAAGCGCCAAUGACUACAAGCUGCAAUCAUACAUUUUGUUCUCAUUGCAUACGAGAAUACUUGGUGGUCAAUAGUAGUUGCCCGUUGUGUAAGACAGAACAGUUCGAGAGCAACCUCAAGAAAGUGAUAUUACUUGAAGAAAUCAUAAACUGCUAUGUUGCGUUGCGGCACGAUUUAUUACUGGUUAUUGGCAACGAAAUUUCACCUGAAAAUGAACAGAAACAAGAAAUAAUAGAGGUUUCUGACGAAGAGCCACCACUAAAGAAACACAAGAAUGCAGCGGCAAUUCCUACGCGAGACGAACUUGUAGAUUGUCCAAUUUGCUCGAGAAAGAUGACGGCACAGGUAUUACAAUCGAGACAUAUUGAUGAGUGCUUGGGCUAUAAGAAGCCCACCCCACGAAAGAAAAAUGCUGGUUCAUCAAACUCGGCAAUAUCGUCCUUUUUUCAGCAUCCUAAACGCACCGUUUCCCCCGUUCCAAGACCCACUAAAGACCACCUGAACUUUUACUUUAAUGAAGUUGACAAACACAACGCCGCAGAGACCAAGAAACUACCCAAGUUGGACUUUAAGUCCCUUUCUACGCCCAGACUUAAAGAAAAGCUUUCACAAAUAAGACUACUGACAGCAGGUACCAGGACUCAACUUGAGCUUCGAUAUAAUCAUUUUUACAUUCUCUUCAACUCAAACUUAGACAGCAACCACCCGGUGCUGGAAAAGGUGCUACACCAAAGACUCAACCAAUGGGAAGGAUCUCAUCUGGCAUUUGGAGGUUCAGCGGGUUCAGAUCUUUUCUCAAGCCGCAGUAUCAGCUUUAAACUGAUCACUGACAAAGAUUUUCUGGUAAAGAGAUGGCUACAGGAAUACCACAAAGAGUUCAAAGGUUUGAUAAAGAGCGCCAGGCUAAGUCAUCAGCAGAAACGUGAAAUAUCUGUUAUUUCUAAUGGCACGGCAGAUGCGGCUGAGAUCGAAGAAAAGUCCGCGGAAACCGGAAAAUCUCACGACGAAUGA